GCAGCAAAGGCGGCCCAUCUUGCUGGCCUCGACUUGUUGGUGAGCAGGCGCGGAACGGAAGCAGUGCUGUGUGGAUGGGGACGGAGAAGCGGCGGUGAAAGUCCGGUGUGGGGAGAAACAGAGUGAAUGAAAACUGAAGAAGAGGGGACAGCGAUCAGUGGAGCAAUGGAUUCGGCUAUUGCUGUCUUUGAAGACUCGGAGAAAUUGAAUUCUACUGGAGAUGCGAACGACUCCAACAAUGAGGUCUACACUCGCUUUAUGAAGUCGCACAGAUGCUAUGAUCUUGUUCCCACCAGUUCCAAACUUGUGGUAUUUGAUACUUCCCUGCAGGUGAAGAAGGCUUUCUUUGCUCUGGUUUCAAAUGGUGUCCGUGCUGCCCCACUCUGGGAUAGCAAAACACAAAGCUUUGUGGGCAUGCUCACAAUCACAGAUUUCAUUAACAUUUUACAUCGAUACUACAAGUCGCCGCUGGUUCAGAUUUAUGAACUGGAGGAACACAAAAUAGAAACGUGGCGAGAGGUUUACUUGCAGGAUUCAUUUAAACCCUUGGUGAGCAUCUCCCCAAAUGCCAGCUUGUACGAUGCCGUUUCAUCGCUAAUCAAGAACAAAAUCCACCGUCUUCCAGUCGUCGAUCCGUUGACAGGGAACACACUCUACAUUCUCACACACAAGCGCAUCCUAAAGUUUCUCAAACUCUUUAUCUCAGAGAUGCCCAAACCAGAUUUUAUGUCUGAAACGCUGGAAGAGUUGAACAUUGGAACAUACAAGAACAUUGCAGUGGUGAACAAAAAUACUCCCAUUUAUGUGGCUUUGGGAAUCUUUGUGGAAAAAAGAGUAUCUGCGUUGCCUGUUGUGGAUGAAUCUGGGCAAGUCGGAGAUAUCUACUCUAAGUUUGAUGUCAUUAAUCUUGCUGCAGAGAAGACCUACAACAACCUGGAUAUUACUGUAACAAAAGCACUACUGCACCGCUCUCAGUACUUUGAAGGGGUACUGAAGUGUUACAAGCAUGAAACCCUUGAAACGAUUAUCAAUCGGCUGGUGGAGGCAGAGGUUCAUCGGUUAGUGGUAGUUGAUGAUCAUGAUGUGGUAAAGGGGAUUGUCUCACUCUCUGAUAUUCUACAGGCACUGGUGCUGACUGGAGGAGGUAAUUCUUCCAAGCUUGGACAGUGAAAGAUGUGCAUAAAAUCUACCUGUAAGAUCGACCCCACAUUGAGACCUCACCGGCCUGGAAAUCUUUUGUCCAAGGAUAUAUGCACCCAUGGUGGCACAAUGGUUUUUCACCAGCACAGUGCUGUUUCAUAAAACAGAGAAGGACCCUGGCUACUGCUCAGUAUUGCCAUUUUAAUUGAAAUUUGAAAUGUUUCUGCACUUUUCUGUAUAAAGCCAUUGACUUCUGUGCCCACUGAAAUGAUACUGCAGGUCAGGUCAAAGGAACUGAAUCUUUCAUUCUUAUUAUCCCAUCCUACCUCAGGUGGAUAGCUAUGAGAAGUCUAUUAAUAGGACUGAUUAUUUCAUUUUCUGAGCAUGACUUUUUUUUUGUACUUUGAUUUAAGUUUGAUUAUCUGUUCUAUGCUCGAUAUUAUCCAAUUUAUGUAACCAGAACAGCUUGAUACAGUGACACUACUCCUGUUAUUCACUGCUUUUACUCAAAUGUGUUUAAAAUUCUGAGCAAUACAGACAUAAUUACCGAAAAACAGGUUACAGAAAUACUGUGUAAUUGUCUUUUUGACUGAGGUGUUGGACAAGUUCAGGACCUAAUUUAUCAGACACCCACUUCCAAAAAAAAACCUGUUUUUGAUGUAUUCUUUUAUCCUUUGCAAUGUGAUGUCAUUCACACCAAAAGAUUGCAAGUGGUUAUCUUAACGGUUUGAUUUGCACAGUUAGAUUAUUUUUGCACUUCUGGCUAAAACAAUUUUAAGGAUCUGUGCCUCUCCUUCCUGGAGCCUCUCCCUUCAAAUCCAUUUGAGAGACUGCAUUUCAAUUUCAAGAAUUCCUUCCAACAGUGGAAUUCCAUUGAAAGUUUCUGCAGUGAUAUCAUGUCUUAAAAUCACUUGCUAUUUAAGGCAGUUUUUAAUUUCAGAUGGUCCUGUUCUGAAGUGGACCUAAUAGACCAAAUGGAGUUUGGCUUUUCAAAGCUACAACCACUGGGAAGAAUGUCCAGCCUAACACCUCAAAAGUCUGAAGACAAAAGCAAAUAUCAAAUUGGUUGUCAUGAUACUUAAACAAAUAAAUUGUAUUUCUUCAUUCCUUGGAAAA
Molecule: messenger RNA, 2256 nt
Organism: Hemiscyllium ocellatum (epaulette shark)
Lineage: Eukaryota; Metazoa; Chordata; Chondrichthyes; Orectolobiformes; Hemiscylliidae
Product: 5'-AMP-activated protein kinase subunit gamma-1
Exons: 13
Coding region: 127-1170 (347 amino acids)
Source: RefSeq, a predicted model, not a curated record